This is a messenger RNA of Choloepus didactylus (southern two-toed sloth), 2979 nucleotides long. RefSeq names its product protein kinase AMP-activated non-catalytic subunit beta 2 (gene PRKAB2). Gene Ontology annotation, molecular function: protein kinase binding. NCBI's taxonomy places the organism in Eukaryota, Metazoa, Chordata, Mammalia, Pilosa, Megalonychidae. The coding region runs from base 201 to 1019 and encodes 272 amino acids. The record is from RefSeq and is a predicted model, not a curated record. The transcript is spliced from 8 exons. Gene Ontology annotation, biological process: signal transduction. Gene Ontology annotation, cellular component: nucleus; cytoplasm; nucleotide-activated protein kinase complex.
GGGGCGGGUUCCGCACAGCCGGGCCUUAUAGCCAUUUUAGGAGGAAACCGGGUUCGCUAGCCCCGGGUGUGGCUUCAAUUUCAAUAACUUUAUUGGUGGCCUCAUCUGCAGAACGGCUAGCGCAUCAGUCGCCGGGGAGGAGGGAGCGCAUCUCGCAAGUCGCGCCCUGCGGCAGGUGGACACCGAGUCGAGCUGCAGACAUGGGAAACACCACCAGCGACCGGUUGUCCGGGGAGCGCCACGGCACCAAGGCUGCGCGCGGAGAGGGUGCCGGCGGCCAAGCCCCGGGCAAAGAGCACAAGAUCUUGGUGGGGAGCACUGACGACCCCAAUGUCUUCAGCCUGCCGGACUCCAAGCUACCUGGGGACAAAGAGUUUGUAUCAUGGCAGCAGGAUUUGGAGGACUCGGUAAAGUCCUCACAGCAGGCCCGGCCCACUGUUAUCCGCUGGUCUGAAGGAGGAAAGGAGGUCUUCAUCUCUGGGUCCUUCAACAAUUGGAGCACCAAGAUUCCACUGAUUAAGAGCCAUAACGAUUUUGUUGCCAUCCUGGACCUCCCUGAGGGAGAGCACCAGUAUAAGUUCUUUGUGGAUGGACAGUGGGUUCAUGAUCCAUCAGAGCCUGUGGUUACCAGUCAGCUUGGCACAAUUAACAAUUUGAUCCAUGUCAAGAAAUCUGAUUUUGAGGUGUUUGAUGCUUUAAAACUAGAUUCUAUGGAAAGCUCAGAGACAUCUUGUCGAGACCUUUCCAGCUCGCCUCCAGGGCCUUAUGGUCAAGAAAUGUAUGUAUUUCGAUCAGAGGAGCGAUUCAAGUCCCCACCCAUCCUUCCUCCUCACCUUCUCCAAGUUAUUCUUAACAAGGACACUAAUAUUUCUUGUGACCCAGCCUUGCUCCCUGAGCCCAACCAUGUUAUGCUGAACCAUCUCUAUGCAUUGUCCAUUAAGGACAGUGUGAUGGUCCUUAGUGCAACUCAUCGCUACAAAAAGAAGUAUGUCACUACUCUGCUGUACAAGCCCAUCUGAUGGAAUCCCUUCCUGCUUCCUAGGAUUCAGGAGAAGCAUCUCCUUUGCCUUUCUGGACUGAAUCAGUGUUAUCUGAGACUGGAAGGCUGAUUUGCUUUGAGGCUAAUAAGAGUGUCUCAGAGCCUCUGAGUAGGAUGUUCUGCUUUUGCACUUGAUUGCAGAUGAGAGCUUUAUGAGUUCAUGGAAUUUAUUUUAAGAAAUACAUACAUAUAUGAGGGUAAGGUUAUUGGAAGCCUCCUGGCUCCAGCUACAUUGUAUUCUGUCUGCCUAUCGGUAUACUCACCAAGACCUGUUCAAACAGGGAGCUGCAGGAAAAACCAUACAGUUUGGAAGCUGUUUUGAUAGAAAUGAAUGAAUAGCAAACUCUCAGGAUCCUUGUUGGGUGGAGAGUCUAUCCUUCCUACCUUGGGUCUUCAAGGAAUGGACUAGUGCCAGACUGCUGCCCUACUCACAGCUGCCUCGUUGCAGGGGCAGCUUUCCUUGCUUGUGUUCUCUUGCAGAGCAUGUGGCACAAUCUGUGUUUUUAUAUACAUCAGAUGCCCCACAAAGAACCCUUUUUCCUCUCAUUUUGCAUUGUUGCUUUGAUAGCCUCCUUCACCCCAUACCUGAUCCUUUCUAACACAAAAGUCACUGGAUAAGUGACCCCUUUGAAAGCUCCUCAGAGGCUAGGGUUGCCAAAAGGUCUACUUUUUAACCCAGGAUGUGUCCAGUCCAAUUUAUUAAUGCUUAUUUUAACUUCUAAGGAAACUAUAUCUCUGUAUUUCGGGAAAGACAGAAUGCAAAAGAUUGACUUUCCUGCUUUACUCUGGUGCCACAGCUUACUGUGUUGACACCUUCCUGUUGGUUUUCUCGCCUGGCCUGGCCCUGCUUCCACCUUUUCUUUCUCAGAGCAGACAGCUCUCAAGUAAAGUGGGAGUGGAACCAGGGGAAACUUUCAUGUCUUUCAUCCUUGGAAGAUUGUUAUGUGCCUACAUUUUCUUUAAUUAAAAAAAAAAUGCCUUUUCAUUGGUCUUAAGAGACUAUAUAGGAAAUUUAAGCUCUUGAUAAAUGGUUUCUAAGACUUUCUUCUCUAGUCUAGCCUUCUGCAAUGUUACAUGAGUUUGGCAGACCCCAUACACAUCAGUAUACUAAGUGCUGCUCUAGGUACAAGUUCAUUCCGUUCAUUUGAUGCACCCAAAGGGUUCCCACAGCUUAAAGAUUCACUAGGCCAAAAAGCAAGAAAGUAACCCUGGUGUUCACAGCCAUGAAAAGUAUGGCUCUUUGCACUGAUGUCUAACAGUAUCAUUUUGUUUUUCUGCCUCCUCCUUUCAAAAGUGUUUGAUGAAGUGGGUCACUGAUUUCCUUUUGUGGACUGAAAAAAGGUUCACAUAUAAAACAUUUUUUCCAAGUAUGUGUGACUCUUCCAUUUUACAGAUAAAUACAUGUUAAAAACAUUCAGCACUGAAGGAGACCAUGCUGACUGAGAGGCUCCCUGACUCCUAAAAUGAGCCCAGCCACAGGGCAAGGGCAGCUGCAGGUCAGUUUAGCUACCUCCUGUUGUUCCCAUGCAAAGGUGGCAGCACAGUUUCCCUUAGGGAUAGGUAGACUUCUUGUACUCCAGGUGUGAGGCAGUAAGGUGUGGAGUUGUUUUCCUGGGAAUGCAUUGUUAAGUGCUUUGGUUGUUAAUUGCUGAGACUAAAGACUGCUUUAGCCAUCCUAGGCUUUCUUCUGCAGUAAAAGGCUUUUUGAAUGGUGUGCCAUUUUAAAAAUCCAGAUCAAAUACCAUUAUAACUGAUUCUCAGGAUCUACAGUCUUCAGUUGUACUAGAAUUUUGUUUUUAUCUAAUAUCCAUUAAAUAAGUGGGCAGUUCAUGAAGACUCAAAUCUUUGUUGUUCUAUGGAGGAUUUUGUUGAAGUCAUUUCUUUGCACCUGGAUUCAAAUGUAAUUGUCGAUGUGUUCAUGUAUUAAAAUUUUUACUCCA